Messenger RNA from Fusarium poae, 324 nucleotides. RefSeq lists its product as uncharacterized. The record is from RefSeq and is a predicted model, not a curated record. The coding region runs from base 1 to 324 and encodes 107 amino acids. Lineage: Eukaryota; Fungi; Ascomycota; Sordariomycetes; Hypocreales; Nectriaceae. The transcript has 3 exons.
AUGGUCUGUGCGGCCUGCCUGCCACCUAAUCCUAUCGCGCGUUGGCAGCCUCGUUUCCCCACUGUUGGAGCUUUCUUUAUUCAUUCGUCUUCAACCCCAUCGCGACUGGGCUCCCCACCUGCCAAACAAAUCGCAAAGGUCGCUACUUACCAUAUAUCACGGAGCCAUUUCUUGCGCGCUCGUAUCUGGUGGCUUUUUUUCUUUCAGGUCCGUCCCUUGUCAGCUUUGUCGCGACAAUCAACCUUUCCCCACUCGAACUCCUUGUCGUCAAAAACUUUCGAACUUACGACAUUCCCCAAUAGCGCAACGUACGCUGCUAUCUAA